UGCCACGUCAUCAGAGAGCUAGGGGCAAAAGAUGCCACGUGUUUUCUUAAUUUUCGUUGCUAAAAUUAUGUUCUCUAAUUGGGCUGUAACUUUAAUUCUCGAGCAUUAUGUUUAGAACUAACCCUUUCUACCUUCUCUUCUCUUACGCAGCUGUUUCUGUCGCCGGAGUUGGGUAAACGGCAACAAUUAUGCUUCCUUCUCGCAGCCACCGUUACGCUAAGCAUUAACGUCACUGAAUCAAAGCUGAAGGCUGGCCGAUACAAACAAAUGAUGAAGGGAUGAUGCGUGGUGAAUUGAUGCGAAGGCUACGCUUAUACAAGGGUCGAUCAACGUUCACCGGCUAAACACCUUCAGACAUGUCUUGCAAGAAGGCUUGGUUUAUGAGCUAAGUGUUUUCGAUGUGGCAUGAAGCAACCCGAGCUUCAGGUUUGGGGAUGCUCCUGUGUCUAUUAGGUUCACCGAGCAUACCAUCUUUGUUGAGCUCACUUAAACCAAUGAGCUGAUCCAGAGGAAGAGUUUUCGGUUCUGCAAUCAUGACUGGCUUUUCGCACUUGCCAACACGAAUACUGAGUUACAAGAUAUGGUUGGCGAAGUUAGUUGUAUCAGAACAGCUUACAACAACAAAGAGACCCAUAGUACUCAAUGCCUUAUGGCAACUAUAAGGCUUGAUAGCAGCUUCUACAAAGACAGAUACCCCUGUAUAGAAAUGAGGAACAAAUAGUCGAGAGGGAACAUUUAAGAGGGUGAUUGAUCUUUUGGUUAGAGAGAGAGAAAUUAAAAGACAGAAGAUGCAGAAAGAGAGCGAUAACAAAAGACAUAGGUGCAAGCUCAUCACUCAAACUGCGAUGGCUUUCCUAGACUGUCUGAAUCUCAGACACUCAUCUUCUUCUUCAGACAUGGUGAAAGCUAAAGCAAGAAAUGAGGCAGAAGUAGCUUCAUCUGUCGAAACUUCUGCUAGGAGUCUAAACGUGUCGAGUAAAUUGACAAGGAAACCGCCGGUGAGCUCAGGGAAAAGAGGUGGAGUUAACAGCUACGACAUGUAGGAUGUAGCUACAAGUCUUUUUUUAACUUUGUCACGGUGUAAAAUAGGGUGAUCUUUGUGUACCAGUAACUCUAAAAGAAACUUGAUUUGCGUCUCGAGAUUCAA
Messenger RNA from Brassica napus (rape), 1147 nucleotides. Its product is annotated as elicitor peptide 5. The coding region runs from base 789 to 1043 and encodes 84 amino acids. The transcript is spliced from 6 exons. NCBI's taxonomy places the organism in Eukaryota, Viridiplantae, Streptophyta, Magnoliopsida, Brassicales, Brassicaceae. Gene Ontology annotation, biological process: innate immune response. The record is from RefSeq and is a predicted model, not a curated record.